AUGGAAGACAACCUGCAGCUUCCGUAUUAUUCCUCGGAUGGCGCGGAAAAAUUUUUGGAGCCCUUCGUGAAUUUUGAGAAUGUUACCCCACAAGGACAAAACUCUUCGGGCCUAACAUCAGCAUUGGAAGUCGACAAGCAGGCAGUUUACAAACAUCCCCUGUUUCCAUUGUUGUGCCUCAUAUUUGAGAAGUGUGAAAUGGCCUCUCAGUUCAAAAAUCGACGAACUUCUCCGGAUUGGCCCUUGGAAGUUCGGACUUUCGUGGAACACCAUUUUGCGCAAGAUCCAGAAUUUUUUAUCACGAAACACAAAGAAGUGGAUGACCUGGCAAGUCUUCCUCCUCCGAAACUGCGUUGUGGGAAUCUGGUGAAAACUGAAUGCGACUACGAUUCAGAUUCUUCCAGUCUUGGAGCCAAUGACGGUGCAAAUUUUGCGAACGGCAGUGAGAUGUUACCGCAGUCGAUGGUUCAGAACAAGAAAAAAACGCUUGUUACAAAACUACAGAACUUAAACGGUGCCAAAUCUUUCGUUCAAGACAAUAAUGACGAGCUGUUAUACCAGGAUGAAAAUUGUUUCGAGGGAAAAGUCGAGAACCUUGAAUUAGAUUUCAACGUUCACGAAUUGGGAAAAACUGACAAAUCUGCGAAGAGCAAAAACCGGGAGAACAAAUCUCGUAGAGAUGCCAAGACUGCUUCGUUGAAGAAGUAUGGCUUGCCCAGAGGCGCUGUCAUCACCCUGAAGAAAUGGUUGUUCGAUCACAUUGUACAUCCAUAUCCCACUGAGGAGGAAAAGAAGAUUCUAGCGUCUGAAACGAACUUGACUUUAUUGCAAGUAAACAAUUGGUUCAUCAAUGCACGAAGACGGAUUUUGCAACCGAUGUUGGACCUGUCCAGUGUGCUAACAGCGAAUGUCAGUAAUGGAGAGGAGUCGAAUGCGGAAGACAGCGAUAAUGUAUCGGCACCGAAUAAAAAACGGGCGCAUCAGGAUGAACUGACAAUUGAUAAUGGCUGUGAAGCUACGGGAGUGAAUCGCGAAUUUCGUGCAAUCAUGCCGCCCACGAAAUCAGCACUAGGUGCUUGUCAGAAAGAAGAGAGCGAAUCUUCGGAAGCAGUCUCCCUAUCCGGAGUUGCGGCUGCUGCGGAAGAAGACUCUGAAAAUGACGAUGAUGACAUGGAUUGCGAAAUGGGUCAGCUGGAGAUCGACACUUACAUCGAACGAAGAGCGGAGUGUCAAGCAGCGAUGAACUUCUUGGAGACAAGAUUCAACGAGUGGAAAGAUUUACUGUACGGCAACCGUUUAAAAAAGUACGAAGAGAAGCUGAAAUCAGCCAAAUCCGGGAACUCACCUGAUCUGUUGGAGCGUGUGGAAGAGUUACGAAGAGCUGAGGUCGAAAAAAAUGCACAAGCCUCCAACCUUUUCAAAAUGAGGAAUGAAAGUACAAAAGAUAUUAAUGCGUCCAUGAAAAUGCAAUGCCAUCAAACUGCUCAGGUGACUAGUCAGUUCACCGCAUUUUUGUGCGUUGAAAGAGCUGCCGAAAGGAAGUGGCUUCUCAAGGAGCGAUUACGAGACAAUCUCCUGGACGAUCUUCGAAAACUGGACGAGAAAUUCGAAGUGGAUGCUACGCUUAGCCGCGCUGUCCAGGAGCCUCUAAUAGGGAAAGAACCAAAGAAAACGAGACCGGGAAGAAUCCCGAAGAAGAAGCACACGAUAGUGAAAGAGCCAUGUGUUAUUCUCGGGUUAGAAGACGAUGUGUUGGCGAAUGACAUGGCAUUCUUUGAAACCCUUCGUUUGGAAACUUUGGUGCAUGAGAAAGUAGAAUCCAAAAGCAGACUGGUCAAAGUGGAGGUGAAAUUAGAAAAUACUUGAUUAUUUAAAAAUUAUUUUUUUACAUUUUUGAUUCGUUCAUUUUCCAUUCAAGUUCAAAUUUUUGUUUCGAGCCUGAAAUUAAGGCUAUAGAGGAUGUUGUUUCGCUUGGAAAAUUUCAGGCCCGUGUUUACAAUGGAAUUUUGGAUUUUUUUUUCAGUGCUCAUUAUGUUUUUGUUCUUGAAAUACAAUUUUUAUACCCGUCGGUUACGCCCUA
Molecule: messenger RNA, 2080 nt
Organism: Notodromas monacha
Lineage: Eukaryota; Metazoa; Arthropoda; Ostracoda; Podocopida; Cyprididae
Source: the annotation of a GenBank genome assembly